Messenger RNA from Ceratina calcarata, 2227 nucleotides. RefSeq names its product UDP-galactose transporter (gene Ugalt). The coding region runs from base 874 to 1893 and encodes 339 amino acids. Gene Ontology annotation, biological process: pyrimidine nucleotide-sugar transmembrane transport. Gene Ontology annotation, molecular function: pyrimidine nucleotide-sugar transmembrane transporter activity. Gene Ontology annotation, cellular component: Golgi membrane. The transcript has 6 exons. Lineage: Eukaryota; Metazoa; Arthropoda; Insecta; Hymenoptera; Apidae. The record is from RefSeq and is a predicted model, not a curated record.
AUGACAACUAUAACAGAUAAGAAUAAGGGAAGAUUAUGAUAGAAUCUCACAGAAUGUAGAGAUAACUUCGUGAAAGUACAGACAAGCAAUCCCGGGAAUAUCCAACAAGUGGUUAAUGGAACGCGUCUUUGUCGACCGGCACUAAUAGCGAAAAUUGACAAAGAAUAAUAUUAAAGUUGAACGAAAUACGUAGAGGACACCUGACGCUACGACGCUACGUGCUGCGUACGUGCUCGAGAGGGAACAGCAAAUGGCGGACGCUCGAAGUGGGAGAGGGGUCACGUGAUUGGUAACCGACGCGCGGAAAUUCAAAAUUACGAAUCGCUCUCAAACUCUUCGGUGGUUUCAUUAUUCUCCAACGCACAGCGCUAUCGUCGAAAUUUCUACAUAUGUAACAUGUAUAUAACAUUUAUCCUAUACAUAUAUGUAUUAUUAUUUAUUCUUUACAGAUCUCAAGCUAAAUAUCGUAGCUUCAAACAUCUACACGUAAACGAUUGUUAAAUGAUUGGUGCGAAAGUGAAUGCCAAAGCUUCGUUAGGCUUUAAUUAUGAGAAGAAAGACACAUUUCGUUCCACGAUGACGAGAGAAACUCAUGUCACUGUUCGAUAUAAUAGUUGCUAAUUCAACUCCGUUCAUAACAAUCUUAGCUUGCCAAAUAAAAUAAAUGAAUGAACAUUUAAUGUACGAAAUCCGUUUGACGUGUUCACUUUUAUUCUCCUCCUUCAGAAGGUUUCAGUGAUAAAGAAGGAGUACAAGCCCACCUAUAAAUGUCAACGUGUACAUUUGCUACGUGUAUACGUAGUACUGUUCCUCGAUUUUUUCGUUCAACUCAAACUAAACAGAUGAAAUGAUCCACGUAUUUUGAAUGUGCUCAUGCAGGAUAUAACUAUAAACAUGAAACAACAGAAAACAAAUACUCAAGCAUUAAAAUACAUUAGUUUAGUUACUCUUACAUUACAAAAUGCUGUCGUCGGACUUAUUAUGCGAUAUGCGCGAACGAGGUCAGGAGAUAUGUUCCUUUCAUCAACUGCCGUUGUUAUGGCAGAAGUAGUGAAACUCUUAACAUGCCUGGUACUAUUUUUCAUCGAGGAGGGUAGCAUCUCAAAGUUCAUUAAUGGCUUAAAAUCGACUAUUAUAAAGCAGCCUAUUGAUACUCUAAAAGUAUCUGUGCCAUCACUUUUAUACAUUAUCCAAAACAAUCUUUUAUAUCUAUCAGCAUCUAAUUUAGAUGCUGCAACUUAUCAGGUGACGUACCAAUUGAAAAUCUUGACAACCGCAUUCUUUGCCAUUGUAAUAUUGCGGCGAUCGUUAAGAAAUACUCAGUGGGGAGCUCUAAUAUUAUUAGUCUUGGGAGUAGUAUUAGUACAAUUGGCACAAGGUUCCGAGGAAGCUGUGCCUUCUGGAAUAAAGCAAAACCGUCUGCUCGGAUUCGCGGCUGCUUUAAGCGCAUGUUUUCUGUCAGGAUUCGCGGGGAUCUACUUCGAGAAGAUACUGAAGGACUCAGACAUAUCGGUGUGGAUGAGAAACAUCCAAUUGAGUUUACUGUCGUUGCCUUUCGGGCUGAUCACUUGCUUCAUAAACGACGGUAAAAUACUACAGAAGCAAGGUUUCUUCUUCGGCUACGAUAUAUUCGUUUGUUACUUAGUCGUACUUCAAGCAGGCGGGGGUCUUAUCGUAGCGGUCGUCGUUAAAUACGCAGACAACAUACUUAAAGGUUUCGCUACGUCUUUAGCCAUUAUUAUUUCCUGUAUAGCUUCUAUAUAUCUUUUCGAUUUUAAUUUGACCCUCCAAUUCGCGAUCGGUGCCGUUCUCGUGAUCUGCUCGAUCUUCAUGUACAGUUAUCAGCCGAAACCUGCGUUUAUGGAUAAACAUUCGCCGACUGAUAAAGUUUGAUACGAAUUUUAACCAUUUUCUACGUGAGUCUCACUGGACUGUAAAACAUAUGUGACGACGUCGAUGUCAAUGACAUUCACGCAACAGUACAAUUGAAUACAGAUUUGUACGGACGUACGAUUGAAAGAAGCUUCUCAUAGCUCACUCUUUAUCAGUAUUUUCUACAUGAAAAUUGAGCAAAUUUAUGCAUCGAGUAACGGCAGUAAUAGUUUACUUGGUGGAAGUACGAACAUGUUGAACGUGUGUUCAGAUAAACUGUGUGAAACUUAUCUAAGAAUUAUAUAGAUAUAUGUAAUUACACUUUUAUAUGAAAUUAACUACAUGGUAUGCAUAA